Molecule: messenger RNA, 3011 nt
Organism: Leptomonas pyrrhocoris
Lineage: Eukaryota; Euglenozoa; Kinetoplastea; Trypanosomatida; Trypanosomatidae
Exons: 1
Coding region: 129-3011 (960 amino acids)
Source: RefSeq, a predicted model, not a curated record
GGAAACGGCGGCUGUUUGUCAGUUCGACGCAUACCAUUUGGUGUCUGUGCGAAAGAGCUCUCUUCGUCUUUCUUUUUUUUUUUCCCCAUCGUUGUCACAUAUCACACCGCAACUCCGCUGCUUUCGAGAUGAGCAUGGAAGCGAAGAUUGUGGUAUGCCUUCAUGACAUGAAGGCCCCUCGCCAGCCCACCGCCCUCCGAGCGUCCGGCAACGGCGUGUCCUUCACGUGCCCCCCGGUGCUGAAGGAGGCAAACUUCCCAGCCAGCGACACCACCUUCAACGUGGAGCAGCUGCUGGAGCGGCCAACGGCGAGCAAUGUUCAGCAGCGCGCCAUGACGAACUUCGCUUCGGACUUCGUGAAGAAUCGCCAGAACGUUGUCGCCUUCGGCUACGGCGUGCGCUCUACCCCGAAGCGGCAGCUGAUGUUCGGAUCGCGGUCUGAGGAGGGCUACGCGUGCAAGGUGAUGAGUGAUGCCGUCAGCGGUGGCAAGGGCAUCUUCUCCAUCUCCUGCUUCGUCAUUGGGAUGGACGAGCACCUCCCCGACCUCAUCAAGGCCGACAACGAGUUGGGCUGCAUCGUGGAGUCGGUGAAGGAGGGCCCGCGGGUGCGCAUGGUGGAGCGCGCGAGGGUGACCUCCGCUGCGGAUGUGCGCAACGUCCUGGCGAAGAUCGCACAGAACUGCGAGAAGUACUUCGAGGCGGUGCUGCCGGAGAAACAGCCAACGGCGGAGCUACAGGCCCUUCCGCCCUACAAAGGGGAGUCCGUCAUGCUGCAACUCUUCCGCUACGAGUCGGAGGAGACGUUCACCGACUACGACGAGGCGAACUCCAUGACCUUUGUGGCGCUCGGCGAUGCGGAGCGGCCGGUGCUGUGCGGCCUCGAUCCGGCCCAACAAGAGGUCUUUGAGAAGACUCACCGUGUGCUGGUCUCCGCCGCCGGCAUCGUGUCCAGCAUCAAGUGCAGCCGCCUGCGCAUCCCCUUUGGCAAGUCGAAGAUGAGUCAGCUGAUGCGCCGGUGCUACAACGCCGAGAAGGGCAACCCAAACAACGCCGUCAACGGCCCCACCAACACCAUCAUGCUCAUCCACUGCUUCACGGACGGCGACUGGGCGGAGGAGAGCUACCACAACCUCUCGAUGAUUCGCCGCAUCUGUAAUACGCUCGGCUCCUCCGGCAUUGGCUCGAUGCUGCGCGAUUUGCCGGUGGAGAAGUGGCGUCUGGACCAAGACAUCUUUGAGCUGCGGGACGAGCUGGUCAUUGCACGCACCGUGUACGACUACAAGCCCUGCAUCUACGAGUCCACCAAGAACAUCACCAACAUCAAGGAGGAGGAGGAGAAGCGCAUCGACGCCAUCCAGUCGAAGCGCGAAGAGGCACGUGAGAAGCAGCUGAACGCCAUUCGCUUGCGCGCCAAGGAGGAGGCGGCGAAGACGAUCAAGGAGCAGGAAAUGAAGUGCGGCACCACGCUGGCCGCGCUGGAGAAGACGCUGGAGACGAAGAAGCGCGAGAACAGCUCGCUGCAGACCGAGCGCGACAACCUCACCCGCGACUACGAGCAGGCGCUGGAGAAGAUCCGCCGCAAGAAGGAAGAGGAGGAGGCCGCGGUCACCCGCCUGCGAGAGGAGAUGUCGCAGCUGGAGGAGGAUCUCGUGAAGCGGCAGUCCGCCAUCCAGGCGAAGCAGAAGCAGCUUGAAAUGGCGAAGCUGGACAAGGCGAAGGGCCGCGAGGCGAUUCUGCGUGAACGCGGCAACGUGGAGGCCAUUCGCAAGUCCGUCCUGGCCGAGCGCCGCCACCAGCGGGAGCAGUGGAUCAAGCAGAUCAAGGACAUCAACGAGAAGGUACUGGAGCAGCUCACGUCGAUCGCCGAGGAGCGCAAACAGAACGGCGAGGCGGUCUCGGCGAAGGAGGAGGCCUCCGAGAAGGCGGUCGUUGAGGACAUCAAGACCAUCGAGGACUACUUACCGAAACUCAUCUCCCUCGAAGACAUCCCCGUCAACCCAGAGGAGACGGAGAACAUUCGCCGCCAGUUCGACGAGGUCUUUGCACAGGAAAAGCAGACUUACCUGACGAAGAUCGAGGAGGAGAAGACGCGCAAGGAGAAGCUGGAGAAGGGACUGGAGGCAUACCGCAACCGCGUGCUGGAGGUGGCACAGGCCAAGAAGAAGGAGAACUUGCAAGACGCCGUGAAGAAGGAGCAGCAGCUCGGCUCGUUGGUGGAGCAAGUGCUCACCUACCUGCGCCACGGCGUAAAGAUGACGAAGGUGUCCAGCAAGAGCCACCUGCGCCGUCGCUUCUACUUCAUCUCCGAGGACGGCAAGCGCAUCCACUCCUGCGAGCUGGACAAUCAAGGGGCGCCGAUCAACCGCCGCAAGCCACCGGUGACCAUCCAAUUGCGUGACAUUCGCAAGGUGGUGCUCGGCGUGUACAGCGAGUCCUUUGUCUCCUUCAGCUCGGAGGCGCAGCUGGCGAAGGCCCGCGCGGAGGCCGUCACCGACAACGGCACCUACCGCCACGACCCGACGCAGAACAUCACACCGGGCAACAUCGGCCUCAACAACUAUCGCGCCUUUGCCCUCAUCCUGCGCGGCGGCAAGACUCUGGAGGUGAUCUGCGACUCGGACACGGAUUGUGAGGCGUGGAUGGUUGGCCUGCGGCGUCUGCUGGGCAUUAAGACGCCGACUGAGCGCCUGCUCGAGCAGCGCACGGAGGUGAACCGCGCCCACGACCCACCGGCGGGUGAGCAAGACGUGGAGAUGAAGUAUGGAGGCCAGCUGGACGUGCGCAACAUGCGCGGCUUCAUCUCACUCUCGGCUGAGGAGGCCAUCGUGUGCAGCGAGAACCACAUCCCUCCCGUACUGUUCUUGCGCGUGAAGCAGGAGAUGGUCGACAAGUCGCACACCACCUCCAUCACCGUGUACGACGUUCGCGUUUCCUCCGGUCUUGACCUGGUGCGCUCGGGCUGCAUUUACAACUACCUGGUGCAGCGCCGUCUCAUCCCUCUGCCGUUUUAG